Messenger RNA from Papaver somniferum (opium poppy), 1653 nucleotides. RefSeq lists its product as uncharacterized. Lineage: Eukaryota; Viridiplantae; Streptophyta; Magnoliopsida; Ranunculales; Papaveraceae. Gene Ontology annotation, molecular function: nucleic acid binding. The coding region runs from base 1 to 1653 and encodes 550 amino acids. The record is from RefSeq and is a predicted model, not a curated record. The transcript is spliced from 6 exons.
AUGAUUACAUCCAUAAGCAUGCAACUUGUCAAUUUUGAAGUAGACAAAGAAGCAUGGGAUUUCCUCUCUAAAAUGUAUACUCAAAUCAACUUUGCACAAAGAUACAAACUUGAGCAGGAUAUUCGUUCUUUGAAACAACAGUCAGACCAGACCAUCUCUGAUUUUCAUUCUGAGAUGUCCAUCGUGUGGAAUCAACUAGAACUUAUGGAACCAAAGUGGACUGCUGAUACAAAAAUAUGGCAAAAAUAUAGAGAGGAUUCUAGACUAGUUCAGCUAUUAAUGGCAUUGAUAGAUGAGUUUGAAACUGUCAGAGCAUCAAUUCUUCAUCGAUCUCCUCUUCCAACGGUGGAAACUGCACUUUCUGAACUUAUCACUGAAGAAACUCGUAAGAGAGUCAGGACCUGCACCGUUUCACCAAGUACAUCAUCUGCAAAUGCUUCUCAGGUUUCAACAUCUCAAACUGCACCUCCUAGCACACCUCAAUGUAACUACUGCAAAGCCUUUGCACAUCUAGUUGGAAAUUGCACAUCUCCAUCAUCUAGAAACAUGAGGGAAAGAAGAAGAUUGAAUGGUAAUGUUCCUGCACAUCUAUCUGCAGCUCUCGCUAAUUUUUCAUAUAGUCUAGAGAAACCACAAGAUGCAGCUGGACAAUCUAUAUCACCCAAUCUUGCUGAAAUCCAGGAGAUGCUCAAACAAGCUUUGUCUAUUGGUAAUAACUCCACAACUGCUUCUGCUUUCUCAGUUCCAACAGAUGGUACAGAAAUAAGUGCUACUCAUAUUGGCCAGAUUAAACUUUCAGAUAAAGAUCCUAUGACAAAGAUGCUUGUUGGGAUAGGCCGUAGAGUUGGUCGGUUAUAUAUUUUGGAGUCUCUAGUUAUUCCUCAGCAAUCCAAGAACAAACUUGUUGCUGCUUCCGCUUCUACCUUACCUUCCACAGUAUCUCCUUUUAUAUCUUGGCAUUCUAAGUUAGGACAUGUCUCUUUCUCUCGUCUUUCUUAUAUGAUUAAUAAAGGGUUGUUAGGAAAUAUACCUGUUGACAAAGAACCUCAUUGCAUUUCCUGUAAGAUGCGCAAACAACAUGCACUUCCUUUUAAUAAAAGUAUUACCUUUUCUAAUCCACCUUUCGAUCUUAUACAUUCUGAUGUUUGGGAAACUCCAGAACAAAACGGUGUUGCUGAAAGAAAACACCGACAUAUUAUUGAAACAGCUAGAACACAACUCCUAUCUUAUUAUGUUCCCUCAAACUUUUGGGGUGAAUCCGUUCUCACUGCUGUUUACACUAUCAAUCGCAUUCCGACUGUAGUUAUAGAAGAUCGUGAGAGAAACAAACUUGGAAAGAAGAAUACUAUGUGUGUUUUCUUAGGAUAUGGUAUAGAACAGAAAGGUUACAGAUGCUAUGAUCCAGAGACUAGAAGGUUACGUAUUUCUCGACAUGUAACAUUUUUGGAUAAAAUACCUUUUUGGUCCCUUCCUAGUAGCAAAACAUCUACCUUAGAGAGCUUCACAUAUCUAGAUCCUUUUGAUGAUACUUCUCUCGAGAAUUCCUUACAUAUCACAGACAUUCUUGUUCCUACUUCUUCUGAAUCAAUUGCAGUUACUGAAGGUGAAGUUGAUACUGACAACUCUAUGGAGCAUUCUGACAAUGCAUCUUGA